CCACUGCAGAGGGACCAAAGGGCCACUGCAGAGGGACCAAAGAACCACUGCAGAGGGACCAAAGGGCCACAUGUGGCCCCAGAGCCGCAGGUUGCAGACCCCUGGUCUAUACAUUCCUGUCACUGCUCAGCCCACUCAGGCCAGGUCCCAGACCGUGCAGGUCCUACCCGAACAGGCCAGGGUCGUGCAGACUCAGGGUGUGCAGCAGGGUCUGGAAGUCCUGCAGGGUCCAGGGCUCUGUGCCCGGCUCCACGGCCGAGGCGCAGCUGCUGCUGCCCGGGCUGGUGACGCUCUGCGGGUCGUUGAAGGUCACCAGCAGGUCCGUGGAGAACUGCGGKAGGCGGAACAGACCCAGAGACAUGUUCACGGUGUUCCUGGCCUCCUCGUUGAACUUGGACACCAGCUGGGUUCCGGUCAGGGUCCAGGCGGAGCUGCACUCCGWCAGGGACAGGUCGGCCCGGGCCAGGCCCGCCACACCGGACACCUGGAGGGCUCCGGGCUCCAGAGCCUCGUUGCUGCCCGCGAUGUCCAGGAAGUGGAACCUGGCUGCGUCCUGGUCGGCCACCUGAGCCUGGUACUCCAGCAGCUCCACGAUCAGGCUCUGGUCGGUGUGGGGGUGGGCGAACACCUCCUGGUUGUCCGGGACCUCCCUCAGCUCGCUGAUGUCCGUGGCGUUGAGCGGGACCACCGCGGACAGCGAGCCUCCGAACAGAGCCCGGGCCCGAGGCGCUGCUCCUGCUCCGGGACUCUGCAUGUCUGCUGGAGGAAACAGCAGAGAACUGUCCGCUCCGACAAAACAACAGGUUUUAUUAAAAACAACCCGAGAAACCUUCUGGAGGAGGACUCUGAUGAAGAAGAAGACUUUUUUCUGAGGGGGCACACAGGAGCCAGGUUUGGACCUCAGAAGGACAAAAUGAAGCAGGUGCAGUCGCAGGUGGACGAGGUGAUCGAUGUGAUGCAGGAGAACAUCUCCAAGGUGAUCGAGAGGGACGAGCGUCUGGAAGACCUGCAGGACAAGUCAGAGAGCCUGUCGGACAACGCGUCGGCCUUCAGUAGCCGAGCCAAGCAGCUGCACAGGAGGAUGUGGUGGAGAGAUGUGAAGAUGAAGAUGAUCAUCGCUCUGGUUGUUCUUGUUGUUCUGCUGGUUAUCAUCAUCCCAGUGAUCCUUCGAUAUCGUAACUGAUGAUGAGGAUGAGGUCCAGCCUUCCUCCUCCUCUUUUCCUUGCAUCUUCUUCAUCUCAUCGUCCUCCAGUCCAGGACCAGCGUCAGUCUGUCCACGCUGCAGGAUCUGCCUCCGAUCUUUAAAUCACAUUCCUUCACUGGCUCCAUGAGACAUGUCCUGUAGGCCUGUGCCUGUCCUGUAGUCCUGGGCCUGUCCUGUGGUCCUGGGCCUGUCCUGGGCCUGUCCUGUGGUCCUGGGCCUGUC
Austrofundulus limnaeus is the source of this 1426-nucleotide messenger RNA. RefSeq names its product vesicle-associated membrane protein 4 (gene vamp4). The record is from RefSeq and is a predicted model, not a curated record. Gene Ontology annotation, biological process: SNARE complex assembly; vesicle-mediated transport; Golgi ribbon formation. NCBI's taxonomy places the organism in Eukaryota, Metazoa, Chordata, Actinopteri, Cyprinodontiformes, Rivulidae. Gene Ontology annotation, cellular component: SNARE complex; membrane; trans-Golgi network.